Molecule: messenger RNA, 1146 nt
Organism: Formica exsecta
Lineage: Eukaryota; Metazoa; Arthropoda; Insecta; Hymenoptera; Formicidae
Gene: aay
Product: phosphoserine phosphatase
Exons: 6
Coding region: 364-1035 (223 amino acids)
Biological process (GO): dephosphorylation; L-serine biosynthetic process
Cellular component (GO): cytoplasm
Molecular function (GO): L-phosphoserine phosphatase activity; magnesium ion binding
Source: RefSeq, a predicted model, not a curated record
UAUGUAGACUUAUCUUUCUUUUUGCCAGUUCAUGUUCGACUUCUAUUUCCUACCAUUCCUUAUUGCAGUCAUAUUGCGUCAGAAACUACGUGAAUUUUUUGUUUUCCUUGCGUUGAAAUAAAUUAAUUUCUGCACACAUUUUUAUGUGUAUAAUAAUAUAUAGAUUGAUAAAAUAUACCGAAAAUUUUUGGUUUAUUGAUUAAUAAAUAGCCAUAAAUUUUGUUAAAAGAUCACAUAAUUCCUCGUUUUUGACACAAUUUAAUAUGAUUACAGUAAAGAAACUAACAGAAAUAGAAGCUUUACAUUUCAUUCUAUCUAAAAUGAUAAUAAUGAAGAAGGAUAGAAGAGGAGUUGUUUACAUCGAUGGCGAAUCAGAAGAAAAUAAUAAACAUUUGGAAAGCCGCUGAUGCUGUGACAUUGGAUGUGGAUUCGACUGUCAUUAAAGAAGAAGGCAUUGAUGAACUUGCAAAUUUUUGUGGAAAAGGAGAAGAAAUUCGUAAAUUGACAAAGCAGGCCAUGCAAGGUGAUAUGACCUUCCAGCAAUCCUUGUUAAUGCGAUUGCAGAUCAUAAAUCCAAGUUUAACUCAAGUGAAAGAGUUCUUGGAUACACAUCAAUCAAAUUUAAGCAGUGGUAUCAAAGAACUGGUAUCAGAUUUACAAGCUCGUGGGAAAGGCGUAUUUCUUAUUUCUGGCGGUUUCCACUGUCUUAUUUUGCCAGUUGCUAUACAAUUAAAAAUACCAGAGAAGAAUAUUUAUGCUAACAGAUUGAAAUUUUAUUUUACCGGAGAAUAUGCUGGAUUUGAUGAGAAUCAGCCAACAUCUAGAAGUGGUGGCAAAGCAGAAGUAAUACGGGAUCUUAAAGAAACGAAAGGAUAUAAAACUAUUGUACACAUUGGUGAUGGUUCAACAGAUUUAGAAGCAUGUCCUCCAGCAGAUGCAUUUAUAGGAUUUGGUGGUAAUGUCAUUCGGGAAAGUGUAAAAUCACAUGCAGAAUGGUUUGUGAUGGACUUUGAUGAACUUAGGAAAAACUUAUAAGUGUAAAAUAGAGUAUGUUUGUAUAUAUAAGUAUAUUAUAUAUUAUGUGUGUGUGUGUGUGUGUGUACAUAUAUAUACAUACAGGUAUGAAAUAAAUUAAUAUAUGCAUAA